Messenger RNA from Drosophila obscura, 1383 nucleotides. RefSeq lists its product as uncharacterized. Gene Ontology annotation, molecular function: nucleic acid binding. Bases 1 to 1383 code for a protein of 460 amino acids. Gene Ontology annotation, biological process: DNA integration. Lineage: Eukaryota; Metazoa; Arthropoda; Insecta; Diptera; Drosophilidae. The transcript has 2 exons. The record is from RefSeq and is a predicted model, not a curated record.
AUGUUGUGGCAUGGCCCUGCUUGGUUGCGUGGUCCACGGGACCCAGUCCUUGAGAAUGACCUGGAGAAGCGAGCCGUCAAGGUGCACCGUGCCACCGGCAGCGCCUCGGAUAUCCUCAGCAGGUUCUCCGAACUCGGACGAGCUCUGCGCGUGAAUGCCUACGUUCGGCGGUUCAUCCAGCGUGUCAGCGGGCAGUCAACGCCAACCCUUGUCUCCAAGGAGUUAAACGGAAAGGAGGUCGCUGCAGCUCUCCAAGCUGUCACCAUAACGACCCAACGCGUCCAUUAUGCGGGGGAGCAUCGGUGCCUGGUAAACAAGCAGCCACUCCCGACUACGAGUUCUCUUCAAAAUCAUAAUCCGUUCCUUGACCAGAAUGGAGUCAUGCGGGCAUCUGGACGAGUCCAAGCCUCAGCGUCCAUGUCCUGCAAUGAACGGCAUCCAAUCCUGUUGCCACCCGCAUGUCUCCUGGUUGGCCUGCUGGUUCGAUUCACCCAUCACAUAGCCCUGCAUGGUGGGAACCAGCUGGUCAUCCGCCUUAUCCGGGCAACAUACUGGAUCCCUCGACUACGUCACGUAGUGAGGGCAGUGAUCCACACCUGUAAGGUUUGCGUCAUCCAUCGUAAACGACUCCAAACCCAACUGAUGGCAACCUUCCUGCCUCACGAGUCACAUUUUCCAGGCCGUUCACAUACACCGGAGCCGGUCCCUUCGACGUUAAAAGUUUCACAGGGCGCGUGUCGCAUCUCAAAGGGGUAUGUGUGCGAGUUCGUCUGUUUUGGCACGAAGGCCAUCCCCUUAGAGGCCACGUCCGAUUUAUCCACCGACACCUUCCUAGCCGCCUUCGCUCGUUUCAUCGUGAGACGAGGUUGUCCUCACGAAGUUCAAUCCGACAACGGCAGGAAUUUUGUCGGCGCAUCCCGCUCUCUGGCUGCGGAUCUUCUCGAGGCCAUUCGCACUCGGACUUCUGCGGUGUACAGCCAGCAGAGGCUAUCGUGGCGUUUUAUCCCUCCAGGAGCCCCAGAUAUGGGGGGCUUCUGGGCAGCGGGUGUGAAGAGCUUCAAGGCUCUGUUCCAACGGUCGAUGUGUUCGUCCAAAUACACAUUAGAGGAGUUCGUGACCUUACUUUCGAAAAUUGAGGCAUGUCUUAACUCGCGACCAAUCUCUCCUAUGUCUGAGGAUCCAACGAAUCCGUUGGCUUUGAGCCCAGGCCAUUUCCUGAUUGCGGUGAGAAGAGACUCCGAGCCGUUCAAGUUGCCCACCACCUGCAUCGGGGAUGAGAAGGUGUGUACCGCAAUGACCCGGGCUAAAACGGUAGACUUCCAAGUGGAGGCACUCUUCAAGAUCGAGCCCCGUCUGCGCGUCCGUACGCCGUACGUUCACUGA